This is a messenger RNA of Thrips palmi, 630 nucleotides long. It is a transcript of the gene Fer1, whose product is annotated as pancreas transcription factor 1 subunit alpha. The transcript is spliced from 3 exons. The coding region runs from base 1 to 630 and encodes 209 amino acids. The record is from RefSeq and is a predicted model, not a curated record. NCBI's taxonomy places the organism in Eukaryota, Metazoa, Arthropoda, Insecta, Thysanoptera, Thripidae. Gene Ontology annotation, molecular function: RNA polymerase II transcription regulatory region sequence-specific DNA binding; protein dimerization activity; DNA-binding transcription factor activity, RNA polymerase II-specific. Gene Ontology annotation, biological process: developmental process; regulation of transcription by RNA polymerase II.
AUGUUCAGCCUGGACGGCUACGGCACGCUCGGGGACAGCUGCUCCUCGCACGGCGAGGACCUCUGGCUGGACGACGACGACAGCAGCCACAGCGAGGACGCCUUCAGCGACCAGGAGAACCGGCGCGGGCGCGGCAGCAGCGGCGGCCGUCGGCGCAGCUCGUCGCAGCAGGCGUCGCAGCGUCAGGCCGCCAACCUGCGCGAGCGGCGCCGCAUGCAGAGCAUCAACUCGGCCUUCGAGGGGCUGCGCGCGCACAUCCCCACGCUGCCCUACGAGAAGCGCCUCUCCAAGGUGGACACGCUCAAGCUGGCCAUCGGCUACAUCGGCUUCCUCGGCGACCUGGUGCGCGAGCGGGACCGCGCCGCCGGCCAGGGCGUCGCCAGGGUGGGCAAGGGCUCCAAGCCGUCGCCGCCGCCGCAGCCGAAGGUCAUCCUCAGGACCAGCCACGGCUCAGUGCACACGGCGCACUCGCUGUCGUGGUCCACGGACAAGAAGACGUGCACCAACGGGGUCAUGUACGCCAAGGUGUGGACGCCGCAGGACCCGCGCGCGGCCGGCAACCCGUGCGGCACCGAGUCGCCGUCGGGGCCGCACAUGCAGCACGACCAGGGCCCCUACGGCAUGGACUAG